Molecule: messenger RNA, 665 nt
Organism: Rhipicephalus sanguineus (brown dog tick)
Lineage: Eukaryota; Metazoa; Arthropoda; Arachnida; Ixodida; Ixodidae
Exons: 3
Coding region: 1-528 (175 amino acids)
Source: RefSeq, a predicted model, not a curated record
AUGAGAAAUCACAUCGUCCAGCAGCUGCUGGACGAUGUGAUUAACCACAGCUGGCUGACCAUCGACACGCUGGAGAAUUUCUCGAAGGCCAUUUACGCUAAAGGAGCCCCACUUAACAACUGCUGGGGCUUCAUUGAUGGCACUGCGCGUGCUAUAUGCCGACCCACCAGGCAGCAGCAGCUGUACUUUAGCGGGCACAAAAGAUUUCAUGCCCUGAAGUAUCAGUCAAUAAUGUGCCCGAAUAGCAUCAUUUCCCAAUUGGAUGGAUGUUAUCCAGGCAGCAAGCACGAUGCUGGCAACUUUGGCAACAGCCAGGCAUACACAAAGCUGGAAAAGCUCGUGCAGGGACACCACUACUGCCUCUACGGGGACCCUGCUUACCCAUUGCGGCCACUACUGUUGAAACCUUACGGCGGUGCAUCUUUGACACCGGAGCAAUGCGCGUUUAACAAGGCAAUGAGCAGCGUGAGGCAGGCCGUGGAAUGGGGCUUCGGAAAAAUUGCUGGACUCUUUGCCUUUGUAGAUUAAAAAAAAAACCAGAUCUUCCGCCAGAAUGUUGCGAGGAUGUACAAAGCGAGUGCAUUGCUGGCAAACUGCCAUACUUGCCUGUAUGGUGCACAGGUCUCGCAAUACUUUGACCUGCAACCACCAUCCUUGGAGUGUAC